AUGAGUUGCUUUUCAUGCUUUUCAUCCCACGAGAAGAAGGUAGCUUCCAAGAGCUGGUCAGAUGGUGGGAGAAGACAACAGAACCAAUUGCCCACCUCUCCUCCUCCUCCUCCUCCUCCUCGGAGGCAGUCUACCGCUCCAUCACGGACCGCCAAGAGCACCGGUGGAGACCGAGCCGAAAAGGACGCUCCUCCUAAAGAAGCGGGCACCAACAACAACAACGUUGCGGCGCAAACAUUCACCUUCCGAGAACUGGCCACGGCAACAAAGAACUUUAGGCAGGAAUGCCUGAUCGGGGAAGGCGGGUUCGGGAGAGUUUACAAGGGAAAGCUCGACAAAACCGGGCAGGUCGCGGCGGUGAAACAACUCGACAGGAACGGCUUGCAAGGGAACAGAGAGUUCCUUGUGGAGGUGUUGAUGCUGAGCCUUCUGCACCAUGAGAACUUGGUGAAUCUCAUCGGCUAUUGCGCCGACGGCGAUCAGAGGCUUUUGGUGUACGAGUACAUGCCCCGCGGUUCCUUGGAAGACCAUCUGCUCGAUCUGGCACCAAACCAAAAGCCAUUAGAUUGGCCCACAAGAAUGAAGAUAGCCCUAGGAGCGGCCAAGGGCUUGGAGUAUCUGCACGACAAGGCGAACCCCCCGGUGAUCUACCGCGACUUGAAGUCCUCCAACAUCCUUUUGGACAACCAGUUCGACGCGAAGCUCUCGGAUUUCGGGUUGGCCAAGCUGGGCCCGAUGGGGGACAGACAGCACGUGUCGUCAAGAGUGAUGGGGACUUACGGCUACUGCGCCCCGGAGUAUCAGAGGACGGGCCAGCUUACCGUGAAGUCGGAUGUGUACAGCUUCGGCGUUGUCCUGUUGGAGUUGAUCACUGGAAGAAGAGCCAUCGAUACCACCCGGCCGACAGAAGAGCAAAAUCUAGUCACUUGGGCACAGCCCGUUUUCAAGGACCCACGCAGAUACCCGGAACUGGCGGAUCCGCUCCUAAACGACGACUUUCCCGUGAGAGGCCUGAACCAGGCGGUCGCAGUAGCCGCCAUGUGCCUCAACGAGGAAGUGGCGGUCCGACCCUUAAUGGCCGAUGUCGUGACUGCGUUGAGCUAUCUCUGGUUAGGCCCCGGGACAGGGACCGUAACGGUCCACGCGCAAUCUCCCCCGUCCGAUCACAGCACGAUGGACGGAGCUAGGAACAACGAUCAGGCAGAGGACGGAACCGGCACGACGGAACGAGAGCGCGCGGUCGCGGAAGCCAUCGAAUGGGGCUCCAACUCCCGGCGCAACGCGAGCUCGCGCCGUACCAGUGUUUCUUCAUUGUGAGAUUUUUUUUUUUUUUUUUUUGCACAUACGAUG
This is a messenger RNA of Rhodamnia argentea, 1350 nucleotides long. RefSeq names its product probable serine/threonine-protein kinase PBL26. The transcript is spliced from 5 exons. Lineage: Eukaryota; Viridiplantae; Streptophyta; Magnoliopsida; Myrtales; Myrtaceae. Gene Ontology annotation, molecular function: protein kinase activity; ATP binding. Bases 1 to 1317 code for a protein of 438 amino acids. The record is from RefSeq and is a predicted model, not a curated record. Gene Ontology annotation, biological process: protein phosphorylation.